CACCAUCCUGCACACCAACGACAUGCACAGCCGGCUGGAACAGACCAGCGAGGACUCCAGCAAGUGCGUGAACCCCAGCCGCUGCGUGGGCGGCAUGGCCAGGCUCGCCACCCAGGUGCAGCGCAUCCGCAGCGCCGAGCCCCACGUGCUGCUGCUCGACGCGGGCGACCAGUACCAGGGCACCAUCUGGUUCACUGUGUACAAGGGAGCCGAGGUGGCGCACUUCAUGAACGCCCUGGGCUACGAUGCCAUGGCACUGGGAAAUCAUGAAUUUGAUAAUGGUCCAGAAGGUCUGAUUGAUCCACUCCUCAAACAGGCCAAAUUUCCAAUUCUGAGUGCAAACAUUAAAGCACAGGGGCCGCUUGCAUCUCAAAUAGCAAACCUUUACUUGCCGUACAAAAUCCUUUCUGUUGAUGGUGAAAUGGUGGGAAUUGUUGGAUACACUUCAAAGGAAACUCCUAUUCUCUCAAAUCCAGGACCAAAUUUAGUAUUUGAAGAUGAAAUCACUGCAUUGCAACUUCAAGUAGAUAAGCUGACAACUCUAAAUGUGAACAAAAUUAUUGCCCUGGGACACUCUGGCUUUGAAAUGGAUAAACUCAUUGCUCAGAAAGUGAAGGGUGUGGAUGUCGUGGUGGGAGGACACACCAACACAUUUCUUUACACAGGCAACCCACCUUCCAAAGAGGUGCCGGCUGGGAACUACCCAUUCAUAGUCACCUCCGAUGACGGACGGAAGGUUCCCGUGGUCCAGGCCUACGCAUUUGGCAAAUACUUAGGCUAUCUGAAGGUUGAGUUUGAUGCAAAAGGAAAUGUCAUCACUUCGCACGGAAACCCCAUUCUUCUCAACAGCAGCAUUCCUGAAGAUAAAAACAUAAAAGCAGACAUUAACAAAUGGCGGAUAAAAUUAGAUAAUUAUUCUUCCCAGGAAUUGGGGAAAACAGUUGUCUACCUGGAUGGCUCCAGUCAGUCAUGCCGCUUCAGAGAGUGCAACAUGGGCAACCUGAUUUGUGACGCUAUGAUUAACAACAACCUUAGACACUUGGAUGAAAUGUCCUGGAGCCACGUGUCCAUGUGCAUUUUGAAUGGUGGUGGCAUUCGGUCUCCCAUUGAUGAGCGGAACAACGGCACAAUCACUUGGGAGAGCCUGGCUGCUGUGUUACCCUUUGGAGGCACCUUUGACUUGGUCGACUUAAAAGGCUCCACCCUGAAGAAGGCCUUUGAGCACAGUGUGCACCGCUACGGCCAGUCCACUGGAGAGUUCCUGCAGGUGGGCGGAAUUCACGUGGUGUAUGACCUUUCCCGAAAACCCUGGGACAGAGUGGUCAAACUAGAUGUUCUUUGCACCCGGUGUCGAGUGCCUAGUUACGAGCCUCUCAGAAUGGAUGAGGUAUAUAAGGUAGUCCUCCCGAACUUCCUUGCCAAUGGUGGCGAUGGAUACCAGAUGUUAAAAGAAGAGGCACUACAAUAUAACUCAGGUGACCAAGAUAUCAGCGUGGUUUCUCAGUACAUCUCAAAAAUGAAAGUAAUUUAUCCAGCGAUUGAAGGUCGGAUCAUGUUUUCUGCAGGAACUCGUUUCCAUGGAAACCUUUCUCUAAUGUUUCUCUCAAUUUUGGCAACAAUCAUUGUUUUAUACCAAUAGCCCAAAACUCUCCUUGCCAUAAAUGUGUGAAACUGUGUUUUUUCUCAAGUGAGAUUCAAGUCUGCCUUUUAGGAACUUUCUUUGUAAUGGCACAGACCAUCUUCAGAGGCUCCUAGAAGCUGAGCUUAGAAGAUCACAAAUGAAGACACUGACAUCACCAUUCAGAAUCGACAACUUAGUGAACACACAGGAAAAGAAUUUAAAAUGAGCCCUAAGAGAGGAAGGCCAACCAUCUUUAGUUUACAUAUUCAAAUUUUAAGCUGUUCAGAAUACUUAAUGGUCUCCUCUAUUCCCGGAUGACAAAUCUCUGCUUUAUUUCUGGUCUCUAUUUUUCCCCUUUUUAGCCCUGUUGUUAUAGCAAGUUGAAAGGACUAAGCCACAGGGUAGUAUCCU
Miniopterus natalensis is the source of this 2032-nucleotide messenger RNA. It is a transcript of the gene NT5E, whose product is annotated as 5'-nucleotidase ecto. Gene Ontology annotation, molecular function: 5'-nucleotidase activity; nucleotide binding; metal ion binding. Lineage: Eukaryota; Metazoa; Chordata; Mammalia; Chiroptera; Miniopteridae. Gene Ontology annotation, cellular component: plasma membrane. The record is from RefSeq and is a predicted model, not a curated record. Gene Ontology annotation, biological process: AMP catabolic process.